Molecule: messenger RNA, 3245 nt
Organism: Phymastichus coffea
Lineage: Eukaryota; Metazoa; Arthropoda; Insecta; Hymenoptera; Eulophidae
Product: nephrin-like
Exons: 15
Coding region: 586-3096 (836 amino acids)
Source: RefSeq, a predicted model, not a curated record
CGCGCGGUCAAUACGCAGGGGCGUCCCGCCGUGGGACACACGAACACUGCCACCCCUUUUUCGACCAAUUUCUUCAAUCGCGUCGCGUGAUUAGUGUUACUCGCCAUUCUUUUUCUUAUUAUAUUUAUAUUUGUGGCACUUGUGCGUGAAUCUAAAUUACCAUUACCAUCUGAUUGUUCUCUUGUUUUUAUUAAUCGAGAUUUUGUAGAGUUUUUUUCUAUAUCUCCUUAUUUGUACUAUAGUCCAAAAUUAAUGUGAGCAGAUUAAGUAUUUUCGUGAAUGAUUGGUCAGUUAUUGCACCAUAAUACUAUGUAAUUAAAUUAUUCAAUACUUUGAAUAAAUAAAUGAACAUUAAAAAUAUGAAUUUAUUCAAUUUUGGCUAGCAAUCAUUUAAAUUAUUUUAGAACAACUAAUGGACUGAAUAAAUAUUACAACGUGAAGAAUAAAUAAAAGCUAACUCAUUCGUACACUUGUGAUGGACUAAUUUAUUUUGACAAAUACUGACAAACUCUAUGUGAACUACGACAGUGAGUUAAAGUGUGAAAAUUCAACAAUAACAUGAUUCUCAAAGGUUUUGCCAACUGAAUGGUCAACAUGACAUCAAACAUCAUAGUUUUUGUUUAUUGUGCCCUGUUGACCUUUACGGAUGGACAACUCACAAAAUCUAAUGGCCUCGAUAUUGAGCUCAUGCAGAAGACUGAAACUGCUAUUCCUAUUAGCAGUGUCAAUGUUCAAGGGGUGGUCGGACAGAUCACUACUCUGCCUUGCGAUACCAAGCCACGGAAUAGUAGUGAUUUUGUUACGAUGGUGCUAUGGUUCAAAGAGUCAACGAACGAGCCUGUAUACAGUUACGACGCGCGCAAUCUACGUACCGGCAAGACGAAACUUUGGAGUGCCGCGCACAUCUGGGGCAGCAGGGCGACCUUUCGCGCCACAGUCCCUGGACAUUUACUCAUCAAAAACGUACAGGAGAACGAUGUUGGAGAAUAUAGGUGCCGGGUCGACUUUCACAACUCGCCUAGCAAGAAUUAUAAGGUCAACUUUACCGUUAUAGUUCCGCCGUUAAAGCCGAUAAUCUAUGACACCAAGAAGCGGGACAUGAGCAAGCACGUGGAGGCUUAUCCGGAAGGCGCCGAUCUCGAUCUUAUCUGUGAGGUCCAUGGUGGUAAACCGAGGCCAAGGGUGUCGUGGUAUUUGGAGUCACAAUUGAUUGCUAAUACAACGUACGAGGUGAAAGAGACACAGCAUCCGAGGACUGUUGAUGUUCUGAAUGUUGCUAUUUCGAAAGAGCCAUAUACAAUAGUUAUUAGUAGGGUGAAGAUAAAGAAUUUGAGGCGGAGUCAUUAUCAUGCCAAACUAUCAUGCAGGGCAAACAAUACACACUUGGCUGCACCGCAAACGACGACUAUUGUUAUCGAGAUAAAUUUGAAACCAUUGAUAGUAAGCAUAUUGGGGAAGGAAAAAGUAGUUUCCGCUAAUAAAAGGUAUGAGAUCGAGUGUCAGAGUACAGGAUCUAGGCCAGCCGCUAUUUUAAGUUGGUACAAAGGAUCGAAGCAGCUGAAAAAUUCCUCGAGAGAUUUUCAGAAAGAUGGAAUGAGCGUAAGUAUACUUCAAUGGAUACCCAAUGCGGAGGAUGAGGGAAAAUACCUUAUCUGUCGUGCAGAGAACCGACAUUUACCGGAAGCAGCCAUCGAGGAUAAAUGGAAGUUGAAAGUUCACUUUGCUCCAAUCGUGCUGCUACGUAUAGGCUCAACCUUUGACCUGAAAGAUAUCAAGGAAGGCGAUGAUGUUUACUUCGAGUGCAACGUUAGAGCAAAUCCCAGGAACUUUAAGCUGGCUUGGUACCACGGGACCAAAGAGCUGCGACAUAACGCUAGCGCGGGUAUAGUGCUUGCCGAUCAAUCUCUCUUCCUCCAGGGAAUCACUCGGGAAGCUUCAGGGAACUACAGCUGUCUUGCGGUCAACUCCGAAGGCCAUAAUAGAUCCAAUGUUAUUUACCUUCAUGUUAUGUUCGCGCCAAUUUGCAAACGUUUGAGCCCGAUAAAUCUGAAGGACGAUUACGAGCAGCAACAACCCUCGAACUUCCUUCUCAGCAGUGGCGAAGAGAACGGAGAAUCCGCGACAAAUUCAAGUUUCGGUCAUCGUCAUUAUCAAGUGCUCAAUCUUGCGUGCGAAGUGGAAGCAAGUCCGACGGAAGUGUCGUUUCAUUGGACGUUCAAUAAUAGCCGAGAAUUGAGCGAUGUGUCACCUUCGAGAUAUACCAGUGACAGUACUGUUAGCCAGCUGAAGCAUCAACUUAGGAGCGACGAAGAUUAUGGUACCUUUGGUUGCUGGGCUAGCAAUGUCGUUGGGCAAUCCAAGCAGGCUUGCCUCUAUCACGUUCCUACUCCUGUUAACCCGCUACCUCUACAGAACUGUACGGCGCACAAUCAAAGCGGCAGCUGGAUACGGAUAUCCUGUGUGGAAGGUUUCGAUGGUGGCUUGCCACAAAAGUUCGUCGCUGUAGCGGACGAGCGACGCUGGGAAUCGAGCACCCCCUAUUGGGAAAUCGAAAUCCAUAAACCAACCACGGUCUCUCUGUACGCGGUCAACGCAAAGGGCUCCAGCGACCCCAUUAUUAUGGAAGGCAUUGCCUUUAAAGACGUGGCCAAAUUUACGGGAGAGACGGGCAUUUCACUGGACAUAUCACCGAUCUUGAUUGGGCUUGGAGGGACGGCUACCGGAUUAGGGCUUAUCGUGACCGGAGUAUUAAUGGCGCUGUGGAGAAAACACGCCAGCUCACCGGCGUCUAAACCGAAACCACUUCAACAGCCAACCAAUGCCACAUUUGCGGUCAAGGCAGAGGAAGAGGAUGGAAAUCCUGAUCUUAUACCCACGACAGCACUGACCAAUAAUUAUACAGAUAGGAAACUUUCCAUUUAUGGCUCUCUACCGAGGAGAUCGAAUUUCGCGGAAGAUCCUCAGUUGCCUCAGAGUAUUAUACAAGAUAUGGAUUAUCCCCGAGCUGCGCCGAACACGUACUACAGCUUACAAAGACCAAGCCGAUAUACAGAAACAAUAGUCAGACAUACAACCGUCCAUGAAAGCUGUAUUUAAAACCAAGUGAACAUAUUUAAUGAUCUACACACAUGCGCCCACACAGUCAUGAACACAAUUGUGAACUGAAAAAUGAGAUAUUGGAUUGUCUACAAAAGCGAAUUUUAAACACAUACAAACUAUUUAUAGUUACUUGACUGAUCAUAUGU